Molecule: messenger RNA, 753 nt
Organism: Bufo bufo (common toad)
Lineage: Eukaryota; Metazoa; Chordata; Amphibia; Anura; Bufonidae
Gene: CENPM
Product: centromere protein M
Exons: 6
Coding region: 44-586 (180 amino acids)
Source: RefSeq, a predicted model, not a curated record
CUGUCACAUGACCUCAAGCUCACUGGCUUAGUCUUUGAGUAAUAUGGCGCGUAAUGCUUCUGUAGUCAAGCCUUUCGAUAAGAUGCCUGUGUUGAACGUUGCCUCUCUCCUGUUGGUGGGCUCAGAGGAGAGUCAUCAGGAAUUAAUUGCCAAUGCAAUUUUGAAAAGGACGGGAACCUUUGAAGUAAAGAUCCAUGUGACAACAUCCCUUCCUUUAGCAUUUGAAAGAGAUCAUCUCCGUCCACGUUUUGACAUGAUUGUAUUUUUAAUUAAUGUACACAGCCAGUACAGCCUGGCUAGUGUUAUUUCUUCAGUUACCCUCUUGGAUGCCUACUUUUUCUUUGGGAAGGUGUGUUUUCUAGCCACAAAAGGUAUGCACGGGAAAGUUCAACAUUGUUUAGUGGAUAAAAGCAUCGUAAAAGAUCUUGCAGACAAAUAUCUGAGUCUCUUAAUUCACACUGAACUUGAAGAUGAAGAUGAUGUUGAAUGGACAGCCAAGCGCCUGCUUAAUAUGCUGAAAAUCUGCGCUGGACUGGUGCCUGGCAUUUCGUCACUCUAUACUGGAUCAGUAAUUAAAUACAUAUAACACUUGGAGCUCACUUUAUGCCCACAGGGCAAGCAGAAAACUAGUGUAAAAUCUGCCUUUCAUAAAAGGUGGUACAAAAUACAAAGUGUAACAAAGACUCAAACAUAUCUGUGUCAUAUAUCUAAACCAUAAAGUUAUCCUGUAUACUGAAUAAACUUCAUUUUUAA